Molecule: messenger RNA, 3054 nt
Organism: Erinaceus europaeus (western European hedgehog)
Lineage: Eukaryota; Metazoa; Chordata; Mammalia; Eulipotyphla; Erinaceidae
Gene: FYB2
Product: FYN binding protein 2
Exons: 20
Coding region: 90-2447 (785 amino acids)
Biological process (GO): T cell receptor signaling pathway; integrin-mediated signaling pathway; protein localization to plasma membrane
Cellular component (GO): plasma membrane
Molecular function (GO): protein binding
Source: RefSeq, a predicted model, not a curated record
GGGGCAAUCUGCUAGCUGAGAAGGGUAGGGAUAUUUGGAGAGAAGAGGGUCACUUCCCUCCUGCAGGUGCCAGCUCCCUGAAACUGCUGAUGGAGACCCGCGUGUGCUCAGAGGGCACCCAGAAGGCACCGGCUCCGGGAGAGGGAGGAGCCGCAGCCGCCCAGGUGGGGCAGGUGAGGAGCCAGCGUUCAGGUGUGUUUGGGGCCAAUGCCUACAGAACUGGAGCACAGCAAACGCUUGGUCCCAGGAUUCUGCUCUGGGAAGCCGGAUUUGUCUCCCUGACUCUGCCUAGGAAGAAAAUCAUGGAAGGGGAAGGGUUAAGAAAUUUCCAGGAACUUCGAGCCAAAUUUCAACACCUGGAUGUACCAUCUCUUUCAAGACCUAUUAAAUUCCCAGCAGGCAUUUCUGCAAAGGGUAACACUGGAAGCACACAAUCAACCGGAACCUUGGUCAGUGGGACACCCCUCUCAUCCAACCAUUGGCGCCUGCCAUAUUGUCCUAGCAAGAUGUCUCAGUCUCUUACAUCUCAGAAAAUGAAGGUGACCCAACAAAGUGAGAGGCAGAAAUGUUCUAAUUCCUCAGAACCUCCAGGAAUAUCUCUGGAUCCUGCAGGGAAUUCACAGAAGACUUCUCUGCUGUUGAGUGUAAAUCAGUCAAAUGCUAAGACAGGAGAUGAGGAGAAAGUAAUAGUGGCCAACGACUUCAGAGAUAAACUCUGGAACUGGGAGAAGGUUUCAUCUCAGAAAAGUGAGGUGUCUUCAGUCUUUCUUGUGGCCAGUGGUGGAAGGAAGGCAUUUCAUCUGGAAGAGCAAAAAAAUGUGGGGGUUAUUGCAGAGGAGCCCAGGAAACAUUGGGAAAUAAAAGGAGCCCAGACCCUUUCUUCCCAGAGGCCUUGGAUGGCCAAACAAAAAUCACUUGUUCCCUCUGAAGAUUCCACUUCUCUGCUUUCUCACCUUGGUCCUGAUAAGAACUCAGAUGCAAGGAUCUGUCAACCUAUCUAUGAGAGUGAGCUCAUCAUUGAAGUCCCUGAAAAGCAGCCAGCUGUCAGGCAUCAUCAGCUUCCCAAAACAAAGCCAUUGCCUUCUGUGGAAUCCCUGGGUCCUCCUCCUGCCAAGCCACCCAAGCCCCCAGUGGUGAACCUCUGUGCCUUCCAGAGGCAGUGGGCUACUCUUCCCAAGACUCCCAGAGAAGCUGCUGUGGAAAAGUCUUCCCUGCCUCCAGAGAGUGCUGAAUCUGAAGAACCACAUAAUUAUGAGGCAACAAUUUCAUAUCUGAGACACUCUGGCAACUCCAUUAACCUGUGUGCCACAGAAGAAAUUGCAGAGUCAAUUUAUGAAGUUGAAAUCGAUGAACCCCAGAAGCCUUGGAAGAGUUUUCUUCACCAAGAACAUAGCUUUAAACAUGAAGAUAAAGAUAAAAGAAUGAAGGAAAAGGAGUCACAUGACUGGAAACUUCAAAAAAUGGAAAAGGAUUCACAUUCAAAGCAUCCUACCAAGGUCAGUGUCUCUGAAGAAACACCUGGAAAAGACCAGAUGACCAAUAUCCAUGGAGGCAGCCAUACGUUGGAUGGGAAGCAGGAUGCUGUGACGAAAGCCAUCCACACAAGGGCCUGCCCCCAGGACCCCAAGAUGGCCAAGCACUCCCAAGGCCACUGUGGGUAUGCAGAUGCCCUGGCAGUAACUGGGGGUCAAGGGCCUUGUAAGCCAAGUCCCAUCUCAGAGGAGACUUAUGAUGAUGUAGACUACCCUGGGAGAGAAGGAUCCAAGUCAGACUUCUCUCAUUCACUCACCUCAGAUAAUGAAGAAAAUAGUGGAGAGAUGUAUGAAGAUGUCUACAAAACAAAAGGCAACUACCCAAAGAUAGAUUUAGAUGGAAAAGAAGCACUAAACAGAUUGCACAGAUUCUUCAAGAAAGAAAAGGAUAAAUUUAAAGUGAAGAAAACCAAGUCAAAAGAAAAUAUAAGCAGUGGAUUUUCCAUUUCGCUGCCCAAUUUAGAUCUUAGGUCUCAGGAUGUUACUAUCUAUGAUGAUGUUGACACAAAUGAAAAAGAGUCAAAAGAUGAAGAUAAACUGAAAACAUGGAAAUCCAAGUUUUUGAUACCAAAAGAAAGUAAGGAGAAAAACAGUGAGGAAUCAGAAAGUUUAUCUCCUAGGAACUUCUUCAGAAUCAAAAAGCAAAACCUUAAAAAGAACAGAAUGGAAAGAGAAGAAAAACUUUUUAGAGAAAGGUUUGAGUAUGACAAAGAGAUUACAGUCAUCAACACAGCAGUGACAUGUUCUAGUAAUUCAAGAAAUGGAAUGUUUGAUUUGCCAAUCACCACUGGCGAACAGCUACAAGUCAUUGAUGUCACUGAAGAAAAUCAAGUGAUAUGUCGAAAUUCAAAAGGCAAAUAUGGAUAUGUGCUAAUUGAACAUCUAAAUUUCAAGCACCAAGGUUGGUCACCUUAGGAAGAUUAAAUGGUAUCUGAUUCACAAGUGAGAAACAGUCCUGUCUCACAUUAGUUUACAUGUCAAAAGGAGAUAGUGGAAACAAACUUUCCUUAGGAAUUUAGAAGAUCCACACUGAGGUGUUAGUUUUACAUCUGAAUGGUUAUCUUUCAAUGCCUGUUUCUCUGCUAGCUCAAGAGAAGAUGAAACUGUGUUAGCAUUCAAGUACUUAUUUAAUGAGCCAUAUCUGAAGAAAUCAUGCCUCAUGGCACCCAGUGGGUUGUGCAGAUGGUUCGCAUCUAAUAUUAGUGUGUGAGUGUGUGUAAUUUAAUUCUGAAAGUAAAUAAUGUAGCCAAAGCCUUUCAAACACUCAGAUUUAAGGUGGUCUUAAUUAUGGUUCAGUCUCAAAAAAAAAUCAGACAAGUGCUUUAAAAUUGGUUUCAUCUGUGAAUUGUUUUCAGAAAAGUAAAUUUGUUCUUAAAAAUCAUCUAGAAUCACUUUAAGAAAUCCCAUUGUCCAUAAUAAGAUUAUUUUGUUUACACAUGAAAGUUUAUCUGAACAAUUUAUAUGUAUUUAAUAAAAAUUUAAUUUAUAAUGUACACUGCCAAAUAAAUUAUAUUUACAUUUA